Messenger RNA from Mandrillus leucophaeus (drill), 1774 nucleotides. RefSeq names its product insulin-like growth factor binding protein 3 (gene IGFBP3). Gene Ontology annotation, biological process: regulation of insulin-like growth factor receptor signaling pathway. Gene Ontology annotation, molecular function: fibronectin binding; insulin-like growth factor II binding; insulin-like growth factor I binding. Lineage: Eukaryota; Metazoa; Chordata; Mammalia; Primates; Cercopithecidae. The coding region runs from base 248 to 475 and encodes 75 amino acids. The transcript is spliced from 4 exons. The record is from RefSeq and is a predicted model, not a curated record.
AGGAAAUGCUAGUGAGUCGGAGGAAGACCGCAGCGCCGGCAGUGUGGAGAGCCCGUCCGUCUCCAGCACGCACCGGGUGUCUGAUCCCAAGUUCCACCCCGUCCAUUCAAAGAUAAUCAUCAUCAAGAAAGGGCAUGCUAAAGACAGCCAGCGCUACAAAGUCGACUAUGAGUCUCAGAGCACAGAUACCCAGAACUUCUCCUCCGAGUCCAAGCGGGAGACAGAAUACGGUCCCUGCCGGAGAGAAAUGGAAGACACACUGAAUCACCUGAAGUUCCUCAACGUGCUGAGUCCCAGGGGUGUGCACAUUCCCAACUGUGACAAGAAGGGAUUUUAUAAGAAAAAGCAGUGUCGCCCUUCCAAAGGCAGGAAGCGGGGCUUCUGCUGGUGUGUGGAUAAGUACGGGCAGCCUCUCCCAGGCUACACCACCAAGGGGAAGGAGGACGUGCACUGCUACAGCAUGCAGAGCAAGUAGACGCCUGCCGCGAGGUCAGCAAAAAGCAGUUUGAAUUUUCUUGUUGCUUCCUAUCAAAGUACUCAGAGACUCAAGCACAGUACCCAGACUUCAUCCCCCCGUGGAAUGCUCACCACAUGUUGGUCGAAGCAGCCAACCACUGACUUCAUGACUUAGGCGGCUGUGUUGCCUAUGUAGAGAACACGCUUCACCCCCACUCCCUGUACAGUGUGCACAGGCUUUAUUGAGAAUAGGGAAACCCUUACACCCCGGUCAUCCGGACAUCCCGACGCAUGCUCCUGGAGCUCACAGCCUUCUGUGGUGUCAUUUUUGAAACAAGGGCUUGGGUCCCUCAACCAAGAAUAAUGUUUAUAUCUUCAUUAGUCUGUACUGCUUGGGGACUAUUGGAGAAAAUAAGGUGGAGUCCUACUUGUUUAAAAAAAUAUAUAUCUAAGAAUGUUCUAGGGCAAUCUGGGAACCUAUAAAGGCAGAUAUUACGGGCCCUCCUUUUCAGGAACCUUCCUGAAGACAUGGCCUAGUUGAAGGCCCAGGAUGGCUUUUGCUGUGGUCCCAUGGGGUAGGAGGGACAGAGAGACAGGGAGAGUCAGCCUCCCCAUUCAGAGACAUCACAAAUAAUGGCAUGAUUCUUCAGAUGAUUGCAGAAAAUAGUGUUUCGUAGUUCAACAACUCAAGACAAAGCUUAUUUCUGAGGAUAAGCUCUUUAAAGGCAAAGCUUUAUUUUCCUCUCUCAUCUUUUGUCCUCCUUGGCACAAUGUAAAAAGGAAUAGUAAUAUCAGAGCAGGAAGGAGGAAUGGCUUGCUGGGGAGCCCAUCCAGGACACUGGGAGCACAUAGAGAUUCACCCAUAUUUGUUGAACUUAGAGUCAUUCUCAUGCUUUUCUUUAUAAUUCACACAUAUAUGCAGAGAAGAUAUGUCCUUGUUAACAUUGUAUACAACAUAGCCCCAAAUAUAAUAAGAUCUAUACUAGAUAAUCCUAGAUGAAAUGUUAGAGAUGCUAUAUGAUACAACUGUGGCCAUGACUGAGGAAAGGAGCUCGUGCCCAGAGGCUGGGCUGCUCUCCCAGAGGCCAAACCCAAGGAGGUCUGGCAAAGUCAGGCUCAGGGAGACUCUGCCCUGCUGCAGCCCUCGGUGUGAACACGCGCUGCACAGAGGUCUCCUUGAAAACAGAGGGGUCUCAAGACAUUCUGCCUACCUAUUAGCUUUUCUUUAUUUUUUUAAUUUUUGGGGGGAAAAGUAUUUUUGAGAAGUUUGUCUUGCAAUGUAUUUAUAAAUAGUAAAUAAAGUUUUUACCAUUAAAAA